Schistocerca cancellata (South American locust) is the source of this 2299-nucleotide messenger RNA. RefSeq names its product cilia- and flagella-associated protein 52-like. Lineage: Eukaryota; Metazoa; Arthropoda; Insecta; Orthoptera; Acrididae. The transcript is spliced from 12 exons. Gene Ontology annotation, biological process: cilium assembly. Gene Ontology annotation, molecular function: protein binding. The coding region runs from base 1 to 2268 and encodes 755 amino acids. The record is from RefSeq and is a predicted model, not a curated record.
AUGUGUCAUUUUCAGUGGUGUGUUGUUCCUGGUGGGCUGCAAGUUCAUCCAGAUGGUGAACACAUAGUGUAUCCCCUUGGAUGCAAAGUUGUGAUACAGAACUGGAAAACAAAAGUUCAAACAUUUCUGACAGGCCAUACUAAUGUUAUAUGUGCUGUAUCAAUUUCUAAAGAAGGGAAAUAUGUUGCCUCAGCACAAGUAAAUCACAUGGGGCACAAGGCAACUGUUAUGUUGUGGGAAUUUGACACCCUGAAACUUGUUACCAAACAUGAAAUUCAUAAAGUUCGUGUAGAAUCUGUUAUAUUUUCAUGUGACAGCCAUUACCUUGUGUCAUUGGGAGGACGUGAUGAUGGUAAUGUUGUGGUGUGGGACAUCAAGGAAAGUGAGGCACUAUGUGGCUGUCCAGCAAGUCACGGAGUAGCUGGUGAUGCAGUUCUUCUUUGCCCAACCAGUAGGCAUCCACUCAACUUUAUAAGUGGUGGGGAUGUAACAUUAAAACUAUGGAAAAUGGAACCUGAGAAGAGGCAUGUUAGCUAUGUUGACAUCAAGAUUGGUACACUAAAGAGGCAUGUGAUCUGCAGUGUGGUGGAUGCUGAGGAUGAAUAUGCAUAUUGCGGAACAACAUCAGGAGAUAUACUGAAAAUUCGAUUAAAUUAUGGGUCAGGUUCAGCUGCUGGAGUUAAUCCUGUACUUGAAGGCUGUUACGCAAAAAUUCCAAAGAAAAAAUUAGCAGAAGGAGCUGAGCCGUCAGAACGGUACAGCAAAGGUGUUACAGCCUUGACAUUACUCACUGAAAAAUGCACCACAAAGGUUGUUGUUGCUGCAGGGGAUGGAACUGUAGAAUUAGUGAAGGAAAGAAGCAGUCCUGUGAGUCUAAAGAAAAGUGCAUUACGGCUGCCUACAACACCGAAGCUUGUUGCACUAAAAAGUGCAAAACUGGAUUCUGGUGCUACAUCUGUCAAGAUUAUGAGGGAUGAAAUCAUAGCUGGGACAGACCAGUGUGAAAUAUACACUAUAAAUAUUGCAACAUUUAAUGUUUCACUUCACAUCACAUGCCACACAGAUGCCAUAUAUGACCUUACAUUUCCAUACAAGUGCUCAGAGUAUUAUGCAACAAGUAGUAAAAAUGACAUCAGGGUAUGGGAUGCCAAAGCAUUAAAGGAGCUGCUCAGGAUAACAGUACUUAAUCUGACAUGUGCCAGCAUUGUUUUUACAUGUGAUGGAAAGAGCAUUAUUAGUGGUUGGAAUGAUGGUGUCAUAAGAGGAUUCACUCGAAGGACAGGAAAACUGCAGUUUGACAUACCAUAUGCCCACAAUUUGGGUGUGACAGCUCUGGCAAUCACUGUGUGUGGCUCUAGACUUAUCAGUGGAGAUGGGGAAGGAUUAAUACGAAUAUGGGAAAUGAAACCAAAUUACCAGAAAAGUCUUGCUAGUUUGACUGGACACAGUGAUGCCGUUUCCUCCAUAUGUAUAUCAAACUCUGGGACAGAGGCUGUAAGUGCCUGCACUGAUGGAACAUGCAUUAUAUGGGACAUUGUGCAUCUUCACCACAAACAAUUUUUUUCAGCAAAUGCUCCAUUCUUAUGUGCACGUUAUAUUCCAAGUGAUGUUCAGAUCAUCACAGCUGGUGCUGACCAUAAGAUUCGCUAUCUGGAAGUUUUUGAUGGCUCGUAUAUACGCGAACUUGAAGGAUCUUCAGCUGCUGGGAUGACAUCUGUUGAUGUUUCUCCUGAUGGCAACUACAUUGUCACAGGUAGCUGUGACAUGUAUGUCAAGGUCUGGAGAUACAAAGAGGGAAACACGACCCAUAUUGGGACAGGUCAUGCAGCAGUUAUUACUGCAGUUCGAUUUUCACCUGAUGGUACAUAUAUUGUGAGUGUGAGUGCAGAUGGUGCCAUAUUUCAAUGGAAGUGCCCUUAUGAGUGUUCAGCCAAAGAAAUUAAACCAGAAAGCGUCCAAAGUGCCUCAAGAUUGUCAAAGAAGUCCCAUGUUUCAGCAGGAGCCGACCAGGAAAAUGAAAAUCAGCAAAAGGUGGAACAAACUGAGGAAAACACAAGGAAGCAGGAAACACUUUCUGCUGAUGCCAACAAAUUAAUCAGAAACAUGACUCCUGGGGGAGAUACAAAAAGUGAUGAUUACUGUGCUUGUCUUGAAACACUUGGUUAUAAAGCUGCUCCCAAAAAAGCAGGCAGCUUAAAGAACCUGAGGACUGAUUCACAAGAACGAUGUGCAUGUAAAAAACCAGUUGUACAAAGAUGUAGGUGGUAAUAUCAUAAUGGAUCCACCUUAUAAAUUUCCA